Molecule: messenger RNA, 3969 nt
Organism: Micromonas commoda
Lineage: Eukaryota; Viridiplantae; Chlorophyta; Mamiellophyceae; Mamiellales; Mamiellaceae
Exons: 1
Coding region: 1-3969 (1322 amino acids)
Source: RefSeq, a predicted model, not a curated record
AUGCAUAAUUCGUCGGACGGUUCGACCGGAGACCGGAUCGCCGCGGGGACGAGCGCGUCGACGGACGACGCCGGCGCGGUCGGCGGCGCGUUGACGGUGUGCGAAGUGCGUGUGGACGGCGGGGACGUCGAACCCAAGACCGCCGCGCAAAGCCCGGGCAUCCCGUGGCUUCGCCCGUCCAACGACGAAUGCUCCGAGCUGUUCGUCUCGGGCGGCUCCUCGCUCCGGCCGCGGUUCGCCCCGACGCUCCCGGCGCCGCGAGCCGACGCGCUCAUCCGCGCCGCCGACGCGCCAGCCGACGCGCCCAUCGACGCGCUCAGACGCGCGCUCACCGCCGAGCUCAGGGACCGCAAGGUUCGCGUGGACUCGCUCGCCGCGGCGGACGCGGCGCUGGGAGCUGGGAGCGCCGACGGGAACGUCGACGCGACGCUUCGCAGGGACGCGAGGUUUCGCCGGCCGGGGCGCGACAAACCGCCGGCGUGGGUGGAACGGCUGGUGGCCUUCGUGGACGACGCGCCGGUGUUUCGAACGCGCGGCGGCGGCGCGGACGGCGGCGCGUCGGGGCCCGGGGCGUGCACGCGGGAGACGAUCGGAGCGCUGGAACGGUGGGUGGACGCGUCGGUGGAGCGCGUGUGCCGGGAGGGGGGCGACGCGUCGCGGCGAGCCAAUCGGGCCCCCGCGCACCCCCACGGAGGAGGCCCCUUCGAUGACACCCUCGACGACUCAUCCGACUCCUUCGACGCCGAGGCGGCUGCGGAGGGCGCGCUCUGGAUAUACCGCGUCGCGUUCGACGAGCUCACGGACGAGGUGCGGCGCCAGUGCAGGGACCGCGGCAAACUCCUCGCCAAGGUGUGGGACCACUUCUUCUCCGUCGUGGAAGCUCGAGCCGGUCUGCGGUACGAAUCCCUCGUCGCCGACGCGAGGAUCGAGACGAUUCAAACGCGCACGCAGCUCGCGAACGCGAAACAAGAGGCGGACGCAUCGAACGCCAAGCUCGCGGCGCUCGAAGACGCGUUGGCGGGGGAACGCGCGGCGAACAAUCGCGAGCGCACGUCGAGCUCGAUGGCGGCGCUCGCCUCGAAAAUAAAGGAGAGGGAAUUACACGCUGAGGUGGAUCGACUCAAAACGUGCGACUUUGAACACCGCGAGCGACUCGCCGCCGCGCGCGUCACCGAACGACGGCUCAUCGCCGACGUAGACGCCGCCCGCGCACACGUGCGCGAUCUCACCGCGAGGGUAACGCGCGAGGCGGCGGAGCGGGACCGUUUAGAAAAACGGCUGGCGGAUGCAACGGAAAAAGCCGAAGGUUGGCGGGCGGAGGCGGCGAGCGUUCGAGCCGUCGUCGCCGAGAGGGAUCGCGCCGUCGAAGCGCUGAACGGAUCCCUCGAAGACGCGACGAAAUCCCUGGCGCGCGAGCGCGCGCGUGCGACGGCGCUGGCCGGCGCGCUCGAGGAGUGCCGAGGUGCGCUGGAAGAGCGAACGCGAGUUUUGGACCAAUCCAACGAGGCGAACGAGACUCUGCGCGAGAAAAUUGAGAGUAUGCGACAACAAGCGGAGGAUCUGCGCUCGGCGCUCGGCGACGCGCGCGCCCAACGCGACGCGCUCCAGCUCGACAUUCACGACGCCCGCGCGUGCAUCGCGACGGGGUGCACGCGCGAGGCGUCGCUUCGGAAGGCGCUGGCGGAGGGCGCGGACGCGUUGAUUGAGGAACGGGCGGCUUUGGAGAAUGAACGCGAUUGUCGGGAGCGGGAGAGCGCCAGGGCCGACGCCGCGAUCGCCGACGCGGACGCGGCGACGGAGACGAGGCGGACGGAACGCGAGGCGCUGCGUUCUGAGCUGGCGGGGGUCCGUGGGGUGAUGCGCGACCUCGCGGGCGGGGUGCGAACGCUGGGGGACCUCGCCGAGGGGAUCCUCGCCGAGGACCUCGAAGAAAACGGUUUGACCGACGACGCGUCCGUCGAGUCCGUCGCGGCGGACAUCACGCGAGGCGCCGCGCUCGCGCGCCGCGUCGUCGAACGCCUCGGCGCGCACAGGAAGGAGCUCGGGGACGCGGUGCGCGCCAGGGACGUCGCCCGCUCUCGCCUCUACGACGCGCACGACGUAAUCGCCAACCUCGAACGCCAAGUAGCGGAUGCGAAACUUGAAAAGCUUCGACUGGACAAGGACGUCAAGGAACGCGACGGGGUCAUCGCAUCGCGCGAACGCGACAUCUCGAAGCUGCGGAGCGCGUGUGUGUCGCACGUCGAGGACGCGAAGGUUGCCGCGGCGAGGCUUCUGGCGGAGGAGACGAGGUCGGCGGAGUUGAAGUCCGAGCGGUGCGCGUUGGAAAAGGAGGUGAGACGAUUCGCCAAGAUUGCGGAGGACCUCGACGCGUGUCGCGUGAAGCUCGACGCUUCCGAGACGCAGGUGGCGGGGCUCACGUCCGUCGUCGAGGGUCUGGAAGCCGAGCGAGAGGCGCUCGAGGCCGGUACGCGAGCGGCCGAGGGGAGGAUAGCGCGACUCGCCUCAAACGUCGAGGCUCUGGAAAGUGACCGGACGCGAUUGGAGAAACUCGUCCAGUCUGAGCGUUCGGAGCACGAACGGGCCGUGCGCGACGAAAGGGAGCGGCUCAGGGCGAGCGCGAAGCGUGCGUCCGAUCGCGCGACGCGCUCGCUCCGCGCGUGCGAGACGCGUCUCGCGGAGGCGGAGGAGUCGCUGAGGAAAACAAAGGCUCGAGCGUCGGUGACGAGCCGGCUCAAAGUCGGUCUUUUAACUCGCCGGUGCCAGACGCUCGCGGUGAAACUCGCCGCCCGCGACGUCGCCGCCGUCGCGAGAGAGGAACGCUUCGUCCGUCACAUGCUCGCCAAGGAGAAGGCGACGGUAGAGCUCGUGCGGGAGGUGCGACGCACGCAGCUCGAGUGGGCGGCGGAGACGAGCCAAACCAUCGCCGAGAUAUCCGCGCUGAGAGACGAAGCCGCGAAGGCGGUGGACGCGUCGUGCGCCAUGCGACGCGAGACGGACGGGGAGCUUCGCGAGUACCGGCGACGGUUCGCGACGAGUCGCGACGCCUCGCAGCAGUGCGACGACGCGCGCGUGGCCCACCUGGUCGAGCGCGCGCGUCGACAACCCCGACUCGACCGCUACGACGCCGACGAAAUCAAUCAUGGGGACAACCCCAUCCUCGACGCGCGACGCACCAGUCGGGUCAUCGUGCGUACGUAUCUCAAGCGCGUGCAGCUCGCGGCUGGGGAGUCGGGUCGCGCGCGGGACAUCACCCACGGCGCGUGCGGCCUCGGAGCCCUGGGAAACGACACCGUGUUCGACGCACUGAGGCGCGCCAUCGCGGAGACGCCUCGCCUCGCCGCCGCGUCGACUUCAUCGGCGUUCAAGCGAGGUUUUUCACGCGACGGACUCGUCAGAUCGGCAAACUCCGGGGAAGAGGCGUACUCCGCGGAUGACGUGGAUCGCGGCGUGGACCGGGUGAUGGCGUCCGCGCGUCACCACGCGCGGAGGGGCGACGCCAAGUGCGCCGCGUUCUGUCGCUUCGCCGACUGCCUCGAUUCGGAGUCGCGGCACGCCGAUUCCGACAGGCGGUUCGCGUCCGUCGACGCGUUUCACGUCUUUUGCUCGGUGCUCGGGUGCGCGAUGAAAGUUUUCGGCGAGGGUGAGUUUACGGGCGCUACGUUGCGUGAUUGGAGGGACGGAGCCGCGACGAUCCCCACGCGCGUCGCCAUGGACGUGGUGGCGAACGUGUACAACACGGACGCGCCGAGGGAUGUACCGGUCGUCCGCGAGUCUCUCAUUCGCCGGUCCGAGGAGUUCGCGGGGGUGGGCGGGCGCGAGCUCGGGUUGGACUUUGACUUUUUCCUCUCGCGGAUCAUGGAGGAGUACGCCGCGGGACGCGCGCCCGUGAACCCGAUGGAGGCGCCGCGGAGGGUGGAGGGCGCCGGACACGCGAGGGAGGGCGGAUCAUCGCGCCGUGGAAGGUAA